AUGCUGUCCUUUGCCAGGGCUGCAUUGUGCCUGCUGGCAGCCGCUGGGCCUCUCGUUCAGGCCCAGUUCCCCCCGAAGCCGGAAGGGGUCACUGUGCUGGACUCGAAGUUCGGCAACGGUGUACGCAUCAGCUACAAGGAGCCUGGGCUCUGUGAGACGACUGAGGGAGUCAAAUCGUACGCUGGAUACGUCCAUCUGCCUCCCGGCACAUUGAAAGACCUCGGCGUCGAGCAAGACUAUCCCAUCAACACCUUCUUCUGGUUCUUCGAGGCAAGGAAGGAUCCUGAAAAUGCUCCGCUGGCUAUCUGGAUGAACGGCGGCCCCGGAAGCUCUUCGAUGUUUGGGAUGCUCACUGAGAACGGGCCCUGCUUCGUCAAUCCAGACUCCAACUCUACUACGCUCAAUCCUCACUCCUGGAACAAUGAAGUCAAUAUGCUCUACUUGGACCAGCCAGUGCAGGUAGGCUUGUCAUACGACACCCUGGCCAACUUCACGAGGAAUCUGGUCACGGACACGAUCACCAAGUUGGAGCCCAAUGAUCCUAUCCCAGAGCAGAAUGCUACGUUCUUGGUAGGCACUUAUGCCAGCCGCGACGGAACCAAGACUGCCCAGGGCACCCGCAAUGCUGCGAUUGCCCUCUGGCACUUCGCCCAGGUGUGGUUCCAGGAAUUUCCAGGCUACCACCCUCGCGACUCCCGAAUCAGCAUCGCUACCGAAUCCUACGGUGGCCGUUACGGUCCUGCAUUUACCGCGUUCUUCGAGGAGCAAAACCAGAAGAUCAAGAAUGGUACCUGGAAAGGCAAUCAAGGCAACAUGCAUCUCUUGCACCUUGACACCCUAAUGAUCGUCAACGGCUGCAUCGAUCGACAGGUACAGUGGCCGGCGUACCCACAGAUGGUGUUCAAUAACACAUACGGCAUCGAAGCAGUCAACGCGAGCGUUCACCAACAGAUGUUGGACGCCCUCUAUCGAGACGGCGGCUGCCGUGACAAGAUCAAUGACUGUCGUGCUAUUUCCGCAGUAUCAGACCCUGAAAACAUCGGUAUCAACGCCACCGUCAACGAGGCCUGUAGUGAAGCCGAGACCUUCUGCGCAACUGAGCUAGACCCAAGUCCCUUCCCGGCUCCCUUCUAUAUGGCCUGGCUGAAUCAACCGCAUGUGCAAGCAGCGUUAGGCGUGCCACUCAACUGGACCCAGUCGAAUGAUGUUGUAUCGACGGCAUUCCGCGCCAUUGGCGACUAUCCGCGACCAGGCUGGCUCGAGAAUCUGGCCUACCUUCUGGAGAACGGCAUAAAGGUGUCACUCGUCUAUGGCGAUCGCGACUACGCGUGCAACUGGUUUGGCGGCGAGCUCUCAAGUCUUGCGAUUAACUACACUGACACACGCAAUUUCCAUGCUGCUGGCUAUGCUGGAAUCCAAGUAAACAACAGCUAUAUCGGUGGACAGGUGAGACAGUAUGGCAACCUAUCUUUCUCCCGUGUCUACGAAGCUGGCCACGAAGUACCGUCUUACCAGCCCGACACUGCGCUAAAGAUCUUCCAUCGCGCAUUGUUCAACAAGGACAUUGCCACUGGCACCAUUGACACUUCCGUUCCUGUCAACGGCGACAGGCAAUAUGGCUCGUCAGGGCCCCCAGACUCGUUCAGGUUCAAAAACGAGCCACCGGCGCAGCACGUACACUUCUGUCAUGUUCUUGACACUAGUACGUGCACGCAGGAGCAGCUGAAAGCGGUUGAAAAUGGUACAGCCUUGGUCCGGAACUGGAUUGUCGUUGAUUCUAACUCGACGUCCUUGUUCCCAGAGGUGGUUGGCUCUCCCACGCCAACUCCGUCUCCAGCCCCUGGAACCGCGGCCGGCUUGUCUGCACGCAGCCAUAUACACGAGGUGGCCUUCUUGGGUGCUUUCGCUUUGACACUCUCUGCGCUGAUGUUUUAG
Messenger RNA from Arthroderma uncinatum, 1935 nucleotides. Its product is annotated as carboxypeptidase S1. NCBI's taxonomy places the organism in Eukaryota, Fungi, Ascomycota, Eurotiomycetes, Onygenales, Arthrodermataceae. The transcript has 4 exons. Bases 1 to 1935 code for a protein of 644 amino acids. Gene Ontology annotation, cellular component: fungal-type vacuole. The record is from RefSeq and is a predicted model, not a curated record. Gene Ontology annotation, biological process: proteolysis. Gene Ontology annotation, molecular function: serine-type carboxypeptidase activity.